ACAAUCUUAACACAUUAGGUCGGAGCACGGGAAGAAAACUAUUCGUGCAUUGACGUUGGCCGGAUGGUUAAAUCCAACCUUCAGACGAUACUGAAUAGUCACUGUUUUGUCAGAGAAAAAGAGAGUAAUAUAUCCAAGAUGCCAGUGAUCGAACUGACCCGUAAUAAACCUGAGCGUGAAAGUUCCCAUCGCUGCAGUAACCCGUGUCCGGGGCCUCUGUGGUGUUCCGAUGUCCCUCACCCACCCCUGAAGAUCCCAGGUGGGCGAGGGAAUGAUCAAAGGGAUCACAGUCUUUCAGCUAAGAUAUUCUAUUCUGAUGCUCAGUUACUAGUUCUUGAGGAAGCUCCUCAGGUCAACAGCCGCGUUCGAUUUUUGCUCUUUGAGCGUCGCUGCUCUGUGAACAAACGCUUGGUGUGGAGGGGUGCGCUAAAGGGGACAGGUCUUUACAUUGAAAUUCCCCCUGGUGUACUUCCCGAAGGGAGUAAAGAGAGUUUUUCACUCUUGCUGGAGUUUGCAGAGGAGAAGUUGCAGGUUGAUCACGUUUUCAUCUGCUUCCACAAGAGUCGAGAUGACAGAGCAUCAUUGCUGCGGACGUUCAGUUUCAUGGGCUUUGAGAUUGUGAGACCAGGUCAUCCCCUUGUCCCAACCCGCCCCGACGCUUUCUUCAUGGCUUACAGGAUCGAAAGAGACUCCGAUAGUGACGCAUAGAUUAUAAUCACAUCCUUGCUUGUAAUAACUAUACCAUUUCACCUAAACGUGGUCACUAUUAAAUGAAACAUUGAGUUUGAAUGUGUCAGAUUGAGACAUCUUGUUAAUUACCGCGUUGUACCUGUAACGAUUGUGCCGUGUUUUCAUUUGUCAUAUUUGCACUAGUGUAACCAAAUUUUCAGUGACCAUUAGUCUACAAACCAUUACUACUGGGUUCGGCCAAAAAGUAAUUGGUUUUUAUGCUGGUUUUUCCCCUUUUCCCAUUCCCACACAGUGAUUGUUAUAGGGUGUAAUAUUUAUGGUUAAGAUUCCCCAAGCAACAAUCUAUGUAGAAUCGUGGUUUUCAUUGCUGAUAUUGAUUUUUCUUUUAUCUGUGUUUUCAAGUUGUUUCUUAAUGUGUGCAUGAAUCUUGAGGAUUUUAGUUAUGAUUUCAAUUGGAUUUGUUUGCAUGUUUACUACAGUGUGCAGAAUAAAGUGCUCACCCUACACA
Molecule: messenger RNA, 1198 nt
Organism: Paramisgurnus dabryanus
Lineage: Eukaryota; Metazoa; Chordata; Actinopteri; Cypriniformes; Cobitidae
Gene: oaz1a
Product: ornithine decarboxylase antizyme 1a
Biological process (GO): positive regulation of protein catabolic process
Cellular component (GO): nucleus; cytoplasm
Molecular function (GO): ornithine decarboxylase inhibitor activity
Source: RefSeq, a predicted model, not a curated record